AUGGCGUCCAUCGCCGAAAAGCAGCUGCAAAGCUUGCUGGACGGCUUUGACGCUUUGCGACUGGAAUAUCAGCGUGUCUACUCACGAUGUGCAGUUCUCGAGGCCCAGCUAGUCACGGCAAAGUCACAGUAUUCGAACCUUGCUGCCCUCAGUCCUGAAAAGGCCAAGCCUCUCGAUCUCUCAGCUUCUGCAGCAUUUCCUUUGGCUGUUGAUUUCGAGAGCUUGAUAAAUAGUUCUAAGAUAGUUGACGCCAGCCGUCGUGACAAAAUCACUGCCGCUUCUCGUACCUCAAAUUCGCUGCGUUCGGCCGGCGUAGUCAUCCAUUCUGGGCCUUCGGCCGACAAACCUUCCGCUCCCACAUCAUCUGCUGCCAUGCCCUCCAUAUCAGAAUCUCCACUCGAACAAGACUUUACCGUCCCGGGCACUCCCAGCAGACUUGAUUGCCCUUUCGCUUCCAUGGAAAGGCGCAAAUUGAGCUCGCACGCCGCUUCAGUUGUAUCUCGUUAUAAACCAGAAUCUGUUCGACAGCCGCGCACAUCGGGUUCGCGUAUCAACGGACGACGUGGUUCCUCUAGCGCGCGAAACUCAGUCGUUGACCCCAUAAGAGAAGUUUGUGCCAUGGAAUCACACAAGAAGGCUCCCGAGGCCGCGCCGUCAGUCCAAGGCUCGUCUGCCGACAAAGUUUGUCCUAUACGCUUUCUCGAUCAACACAGCCCAGAGGAAGUCGCCGCCUACUUCGAACUACACAAGCACGAACUUCCCAGGAGCCACGAAAUAUGUGUAAAAAGAUAUCAAAGCAAUGAGGAACAGAUUCGCCAGCUCGAUGCGAAAUACGGUAACAUCGUCAGCAUGAUUCAAGGGCUGGGUCAAAAGCACGUAUCACUCUUGCCUGAGAAUCUGGGCGAUGAACAUCACGAGAUCGAACCAGACUUUGAUGAUGAAGACGAGCGUGCAAGCCAUGAAAAGAUACGCAAAUGGGCCAGCACUGUGUAUACAGGUCCAGAUGCUCCCACCGAAGAAAAGAAGGACGAAGAAGAGACUGAGGAUGAGCGACUGCCUCGUUUCGAUCGGCCACUGAGAGAUGUGCGUCUAGGUGAAAGCCCGAGCCGGCCUUGGGGCAUUCAAGUACCAAUCGAAGCACAAGAUCGUCGUUACAGUGUGAUGUCAAGCGUAGCAGCUGCUGCAAAGCCUGAGUCCGCGCAGCCUCCAAUGGAGGCUCAGUCGGAAAGGCCCAAAGGCAAAUGUCCGUUUGGGUUUGACCAACAGAAACCAUCUGUACAAGACAAGGAGGGUGGAGUUGUGGACAAACCAGUUGCCGAACCAAUCCAAGAACGACCGGCGGCUCACGAUGCGGAGAAUGCCGGAAUCAAACCUACUUUUAUUCGACAAGCCCAAUUUGAGACGUCCACCGAGAAGAAGGAUGAGGGACAGCCAGUGUUCAUCAAGACAGAGUCCGGCGAGCAAAAUCAUGAGGCGGCAUCGAUGGUGUUUACAGGGCCCGUCUUCAUUGGUUAUUCAGUCCAAGAGGCUAUGACGGUACUGCAAUCGAUGCAACGAAAUUAG
Molecule: messenger RNA, 1563 nt
Organism: Aureobasidium musti
Lineage: Eukaryota; Fungi; Ascomycota; Dothideomycetes; Dothideales; Saccotheciaceae
Source: the annotation of a GenBank genome assembly